This is a messenger RNA of Scleropages formosus (Asian bonytongue), 1822 nucleotides long. RefSeq names its product E3 SUMO-protein ligase PIAS4-A-like. The record is from RefSeq and is a predicted model, not a curated record. Bases 27 to 1553 code for a protein of 508 amino acids. Gene Ontology annotation, biological process: regulation of transcription by RNA polymerase II; protein sumoylation. NCBI's taxonomy places the organism in Eukaryota, Metazoa, Chordata, Actinopteri, Osteoglossiformes, Osteoglossidae. Gene Ontology annotation, cellular component: chromatin. The transcript has 11 exons. Gene Ontology annotation, molecular function: SUMO ligase activity; transcription coregulator activity; zinc ion binding.
GGCUCUCGCGGGGCUGCUGCGUGAAGAUGGCGGCCGAACUGGUGGAGGCGAUGAACAUGGUGAAGAGUUUCCGGGUGCUGGACCUGCAGACGCUGCUCACCUCGAUGGGCCGCAGCCGGAGCGGGUUGAAGCAGGACCUGGUGGGCCGGGCGCUGCGCCUCGUGCAGACCGAGUACAGCCCGGAGCUGCUCAAGACCAUCCGCCAGCUUUACGAGUCGCGUUUCCCCAAAGCCGCCAGCUGGGCGGCGCAGCGACGCCCGGACGCCAUCCCGCCGGCCUACCCCACCCACAGCUCCCCGCCCGCCCCCGGCCUGCACGGAACAGACUACCUCAACGGGCUGCCCAAGCCGACGUCCAGCUCGGUGCCCGAAGUCAAGCUGGCCUCUCUGCCCUUCUACCAGACCCUGGAAACACUGAUGCCCCCUACAGAGCUGAUCGCCCAGAACAGCGAGAAGCUGCAGGACAGUCCAUGCUCGUUGGAGCUGACGCCCAGCCAGGCGGACCAGCUCCGGAGCUGCAGAGAACUGCGCCCGGGCAUGAAGUCGAUUCAGGUGGUGCUCAGAAUCUGUUAUGCAGAUACAGUGGGUGUUCAAGAAGAUCAGUACCCCCCCAACAUUGCUGUGAAGGUGAACCAGUCCUACUGUCAUGUACCGGGUUACUACCCCUCCAACAAGCCGGGCGUGGAGCCCCGACGGCCUUGUCGCCCUGUCAACAUUACCCCAUGGUUGAAUCUCUCCACCACCCCAAACCGCAUCACGGUCACCUGGGGCAACUUCGGGAAGCGGUACUGUGUGGCCCUCUACCUGGUCCGCGUCUUCACGUCAGCUGAGCUCUUCAACCAGUUGAAACACUGCUCUGUGGAGAGUGCCGAUCGCUGCCGGGAGCGCAUCCAGGACAAGCUGCGUUUCGACCCAGAGAGCGAGAUAGCUACCACGGGCCUUCGAGUGUCCCUCAUCUGCCCGCUGGUGAAGAUGCGCCUGGGCGUACCCUGCCGCGUGCUCACCUGCGCCCACCUGCAGUGCUUCGACGCAGUCUUCUUCCUGCAGAUGAACGAGAAGAAGCCCACCUGGACGUGCCCGGUGUGCGACAAACCCGCCCCCUUUGAGCUGCUGACCAUCGACGGGCUGCUGUCUGAAAUCCUCAAGGAGACAGAGGACGUGGAGGAGAUUGAAUACCUGGCUGAUGGCUCCUGGAGACCAAUCCGGGAUGAGAAGGAGAAGGAGCGCAGCAGUACGCCGGAGUGUCCCCUACUGGACAUAUGCUCCCCAGAGGCCAACGGGCACUCCCCAGCACACAGCAGCUUCAGCCAGCCUGGGAAGCCUGGCGCGCCGCCUUCAGGGAGCUCAGGCCCUGGGACAGCACCAACAUCGAGCGGGGGUGGGGGCGGAGCCGGUGGCGGUGCUGUGGUGGACCUUACUCUGGACUCGUCCUCUGAGGAGGAAGACGGUGGCGGCGGGGCGGGAGACAGCGAAGACACAGAGGACAGCCAGGACAGCCCCCCUCCUAAGAAGGGCCGAUAUGGCUACGACAAGGACCUGGUCACUGCGUAUUGACUGCUGGAACCCACGGACUGGAAGGCGGCGAGGUGGGGUGCAGGUGGGGGUGUGGGAGGCUUCUGAUUUGCGUGUGGGGCCAGGAGUGGGAAGGAACAGCUGUGGGUUCCUGUGCACUGCACCACCCCGCCCAGUCCCGUCCCAUCUCAUCCCAUCCCCUGCCUCGGCCUCUGCUUUCGAGCAGCGCUGAACCACAUGCACAUACAUGUCCUGUUGGCCCAUCGGGCUUCAAGUUGUUGCUGAAAAGAAAAAAAAGAAAAAAAAAAAAA